Messenger RNA from Rangifer tarandus platyrhynchus (Svalbard reindeer), 954 nucleotides. The record is from the annotation of a GenBank genome assembly. NCBI's taxonomy places the organism in Eukaryota, Metazoa, Chordata, Mammalia, Artiodactyla, Cervidae.
AUGAGUUGCCAACCUUUUACUUCGACUGAUACCUUUAUACCUCUGAAUUCUGAGUCUUCUGCAACUCUGCCUCUGAUAAUGCAUCCCAGUGCUGCGGAGUGCCUACCGGUCUCCAACCACGCCACCAACGUGAUGUCCACAGUCCCGUCUAUUUUGUCUUUGAUCCAAACUCCUAAAUGUCUGUGCACAUGUUUUGUGGUGACAACAUUGGGAAACACAGCGACAGGACUUCAUUAUUCUGUUCCUUCCUGUCAUUAUGGAAACCAGUCAUCGACCUAUGGCGUGAUGGCAGGGAGCUUAACCCCUUGUCUUUAUAAGUUUCCUGACCACACGCUGAGUCAUGGGUUUCCUCCCGUGCAUCAGCCUCUCCUUUCAGAGGACCCCACUGCCGCUGAUUUCAAGCAGGAGAUCAGGAGGAAAAGCAAAUUGGUUGAAGAGCCAAUCGACAUGGAUUCUCCAGAAAUCCGAGAACUUGAGAAGUUUGCCAAUGAGUUUAAAGUGAGAAGAAUUAAGCUAGGAUACACCCAAACAAAUGUUGGGGAAGCUCUGGCAGCUGUGCAUGGCUCGGAAUUCAGUCAAACAACGAUCUGCCGAUUUGAAAACCUGCAGCUCAGCUUCAAAAAUGCAUGCAAACUAAAAGCGAUAUUAUCCAAAUGGCUGGAGGAAGCCGAGCAAGUAGGAGCUUUAUACAAUGAGAAAGUUGGUGCAAAUGAAAGAAAAAGGAAACGGAGAACAACUAUCAGUAUUGCAGCUAAAGACGCCCUGGAGAGACACUUUGGAGAACAGAAUAAGCCUUCCUCUCAGGAGAUCCUGCGGAUGGCUGAAGAACUGAACCUGGAGAAAGAAGUGGUGAGGGUUUGGUUUUGUAACCGAAGGCAGAGAGAAAAACGGGUGAAAACAAGCCUGAAUCAGAGUUUAUUUACUAUUUCUAAGGAGCAUCUUGAAUGCAGAUAG